This is a messenger RNA of Cercospora beticola, 1460 nucleotides long. Its product is annotated as dipeptidase. Gene Ontology annotation, biological process: proteolysis. NCBI's taxonomy places the organism in Eukaryota, Fungi, Ascomycota, Dothideomycetes, Mycosphaerellales, Mycosphaerellaceae. Gene Ontology annotation, molecular function: metallodipeptidase activity. The record is from RefSeq and is a predicted model, not a curated record.
GCAACGUCGAAGCAUUAUUCUGGCAGGGCUCAUCACCCCACUACACGAUGGCCCCUCGUGACAAGAAAGCCAAUGGGCCAUCCCCGCAGGUUCUGAGGGUUGUAGAGGAGUCGAAAUCUAAUAACAAGACUUUGAUUCAAUUGGUACUUAUCCUGACAAUAGUGAUAUAUGGAUACUUCGCAUUCGAUCCCGAUAGAUUAAGGCAAUACCUCCCGACAUUUUCAAGUAGUCCCGCUCACCCACGCUUGACGGGAGCAAGAAAGGUUCUUUCCGAGAAUCCUCUCAUCGACGGGCACAAUGAUCUGUUGAUACGCCUCCGCGCUGAAUACGCCAACGAAAUCUACUCCAACGACUUCGCCAAACUCUUCGAAAACGGAGGCUUGCCAGGCGAGAUCGACAUCCCACGCGCCACAACCGGCCACCUAGGCGGAGCAUUUUGGUCCGCAUUCCUUCCCUGUCCAAAAGACGGCUUCGACUUCAGCGACGCAAACUACGCACCAUACGUCAAAGCCACCCUCGAGCAGAUCGAUCUCUUCAAUCGCCUCGCAGAGAAAUAUCCCAAAUAUUUCACUUUACCCAAAAACGCCGCAGAAGCUGAGAAGAAUUUCAAACAAGGAAAAUGGAUCUCCCCACUUGCGAUUGAGGGCCUGCAUCAAAUCGGUAACAGCCUUGCGACCCUACGACUGUAUCAUGUUUUGGGUGUAAGAUAUGCUACAUUGACGUGGAACUGCCAUAAUCGCUACGCAGACGCUGCUGCCGUUUAUGCAGAUGGCACUUUUGGGCGUGCCAAGCCGUAUUGGGGAGGUGUCAGCGCCGAUGGACGAGAAUUGAUCAAGGAGAUGAAUCGUUUGGGUAUGCUCGUCGAUCUCAGUCACGUUUCAGAAGACACCAUGCGAGAUGUUCUCGGCGGCAAUCCUGAAUGGGAAGGAAGCAUUGCACCGCCGAUUUUCAGCCAUUCGAGUGCGUAUUCGAUUUGCCCUCACCCGAGAAAUGUUCCAGAUGAGAUUCUGGAUCUGGUGAAGAAGCGAAAUUCUUUGGUUAUGGUGAACUUCAAUCCGGAUUUCAUCUCGUGUAGAGACGUUGGGGCUGAAAAUGGGUUGCCGGAAUUUGUCAACAGCACCAAUACGAUUGCGCAAGUGGCACGGCACGUCAUGUACAUUGGAGAGCGGAUCGGAUACGAUCACGUUGGCCUCGGCUCGGAUUUCGAUGGCAUUGAGAGUACGCCGAGGGGUCUGGAGGACGUAUCAAAAGUCCCGGAUCUCAUCGACAUUUUGCUGAGUAAAGGAGUCAGCGAGAAAGAUGCGGCGAAGAUUGCAGGCAGAAACUUGCUAAGAGUGUGGCACGAAGCAGAUCGAGUGGCUGCAAAGCUGCAGAAGAAGAUCAAUCCUAUAGAAGACGAUCUGAGGAGAAAGAACAGUGUGGCUGUGGGAGUAGAUGAGGUCGAGCCCGUCGAAUUGUAG